AAGAAGAAUAUAAAGCAUCCAAAGUAAGGAGUAGAGCUUUGCUUUACGUCAUCCUAAAAGUAAACGUUUAGGGGGUGCGAAUACGAUCUUCUAACGUUUAAAUCCGUGUGUUGUUGCAUUGUAUCGAUCAGAUAGACGUCCCAUAGACAGAAAAACAUCUGUCGACACAUUGUCCUACUUGGGAAACAGGUACGUCAUCAAAGAAGCCGACAUUCAGGACGACAGUCUUGUCUCCUCUAAGCCCUCUUCUCAUUGGACGUUGGCUUCACGUGACGAGCACAUAAAGCCGUCUCCAGACUGUUGUGUUCAUUGAGAACACAUAACAUCCGGGCCUCUCAACUUCCAUCCCGUCUCAACACACGUGCUUCGAAAUUCGGGACUGUGCAGGUGAGAAUCAUCUGGUGGGAACUUCCGGCGUCUGGCUGAAUACCUGUUGUAAGAACUGUGUUACCGGUCUAAUUUUCAAAAUGUCCGUCUCCGUUCUCGUAUUAAGUAUAUUUAUUUUCAAUACGGGAUUUGCAGAAGAAUUUUUCGAGCUAAGAAACAGAAAAGACAAUGUCCAAUAUCGAGUUAUUCACGACAGAAAUAUCGUAACUUCUACGGAAAAAGCUCAGGAAAUACUUAUUCGUUACGGUUACCUACGUUGUAGCUUAAAAAGGAGAAGAGGACCAUUGUCUCUAGCAAAUAGCAUUUUAAAUAAGGAAACAGGUCCUCCUCGAUCCUGUACACAGGAAGAUAUACAAGAAGCAAUAAGACAAUAUCAGAGAACUUACAAUAUGCCACCCACAGGAAGGUUAGAUCAACCCACUUUAAGGUUAAUGAGCGAAUCUAGAUGCGGAAAUCCCGAUGACGAAGAUGCUGUUUCGUUUCAACCAAUGAUUAAUCUAAGAAAAAAACCAGGUUGGAGGAAAAACAGAAACGAUAUACAACAGAGGCGAGGGAAAAGACAGGCGAUGACACUUAGAGAAUUAGUUUUGGGCGUUUCGCCUACACCUGGUAUAGAAGCUUAUACACCACCUGCACCCGGUACCACACUAUCCAGACGUAGGAGGUGGCUAGAAAAUUAUGUAAGAAACAUCGAAAAUGGGGAAUUUGAUAAAAGACUCGAGUUAAUUUAUGAAAACUUACAAGAAAGAAGAAGAAAGAAGAGAUCCGUUUCUGACGGACAAGCAUUCCCUUCGGAUGUUGUAACUUGGCGACUCAUCGGUUCUGCCUACAGUAACCAGCUGACUGCAAACACUCAAAGAGCAGCUCUGGCUUUAGCGUUUAGAAUGUGGGGUGAAGUUAUUCCUCUUAUCUUUCAAGAAGACACACGAGCACCAGUAGAUGAUGUAGAUAUUCUGAUUGCAUUUGGAAGAGGAGAACAUCUAAACUGCUUGAAUCAUUUCGAUGGUUUUGGUGGUCAAUUAUCUCAUGCUAUAAAGAUGGCUGCCAAUGCUGAGAUACACGUUGAUGAUGACGAAUAUUUAACAGUAGGCUCGAAUCACGGUACUAAUUUAGUUAAAGUUGCUGUUCAUGAAGUUGGUCACGCUCUUGGAUUACUUCAUACAUAUCGAAAUUAUUCUAUUAUGUAUGCAAUUUACUCCAAAGUGAUUCCAAACAAUAAUUUCGAAUUAGGUUGGGAAGAUAGAAAAUUAGUACAGAAAAUUUAUGGCGUUUGCACUGGAAGAUUCGAUACGGUUUUCGAUUGGGUACGAAGAAGAUCUGAUGGUCAACUCAUCUAUAACACAUAUUUCUUCCGUAAUAAUCGUUACUGGAUGUACGAAAAUAGAUAUAACAGGACCAGAUACGGCGAUCCUUUACCCAUUAUCCCAGAAUGGAAAGGUUUACCAAAUUCAGUAGAUGGCUACGUACAUGUCUGGACUUACAAUCACGACGCCGCAUACUUUUUUAAAGGACAUCAUUAUUGGUUAUAUAACAGCAUCGAAGAUAAAGUAUCAGAUGAUUAUCCUAAGAAUAUAUCUGAUGGUUUUCGUGCCAUACCCGGUUCCAAUUUCCCAAAUAUUCCGAAUAACAUCGAUAGCGUUUUCUUUGAUAAACGGGAUGCAAAUUUAUAUUUUUUCAAAGAUAAUUUGGUGUAUGCUUACGACGUAUCGCGAGGUAACGAAGGUUGUUGUUUACCCGGUUACCCACGUAAAAUUCAACAAGAAUUUCCAAGUGCACGUUCCGAAUCAACUUUACCCGCAAAUUUAGAUGCAGUAUAUUAUUCUUAUACAGAUAAAUCCAUGUACUUUUUUAAAGGAUGCUACUAUUGGCAAAAUAUAGGGUUUAAACCAUUAGAUCGAAGACGUACGAAUCGCAUCGCAGGACCAUGGGAAAUUUCCUCAAAGUGGUACGACAUCUGUGACGUAGAGAUGUGAUUUUUUUAACACUUUAUAUAUAAAUUUAACAAAGGUUUUUUUAUGUUAAAAAAUCGGCUUUUGUAAUAUAGAAGUAUUUUAAGUGAAUUAGACUCGAUUCAUGCUUAAAUUUGCCAUCCGUCCGGAUUUUUUUUUCUUUUUUUUUUCUUUAAAUUAUAUCGAAUUUCAAGAACUCAAAACGUCGAAUAGAUGUUUAUGUUUAAAUUUAUUUCAAAUUAUUCCUUAAUUAUUUUAUAGUUUAACUGAUAUUUACGAUAUUCCGGAGUGGCAGAAAUUGGGAACACUAUUUUAAAAAUUGACAUUUGACAGUGUUUCCUAUUCAAAAAUGAAAGGAAAGAAAAAAAUAUAUAUAUUUUAGUGCUAAAAUAUCUGUGAUUUAAAACAAUGUCCAAUACUUUUUAUAUAUAUAAAAAAAUUUCGUUUUUUUUAUACUCACGAACGACGUUGAGGACAUUCCUCAGAAAUUUCGUGAAAAUUAUAUAAACUGUAAAAUUUAUAAAGUCUCAGUGAUAAUUUAUAGCUUGUUUACAUGCCAUUUAUGCAUGUGGAAUAUAGAUCUUUGUUUUUAGAAAUUUUUUUUUUUAUUUUACCAACAAGGUUUGUUUUUCAAACCGAAUUGAUUUAGUCAUAGUACAAAUUAAAAAAUAUAUAUAUUAUAUAUUAUUAAAAUAAAAUGUGAUUUAUGUUGAUAACCGACCAGCAGCUAUAUCAGCUGUUAAGCUUUGUAUAGUUCUAUAUUUUGUGUGAAUUUUUGUGUAAGAAUGUUUUUUUCUAAAUGCAUAAACGGAGCUAGUCCAGCCCCAUAAUCAUGGCUUCAUAUUGAAGUACUAUUAGAAGUCGGUAUAUACACUUUUAUUAAUUUCAAAAAUAUUCUUUCAACGAGGAAAGAACUUAAAAAAAAUCAUUUCCAUUUUUUUUCGGUCGUGACUGUCUGUUCUUAACUAACGCCUUUCGGUGUUUUUAGAUUACAGGGGACCACUUGAUAAUGACUUGAACUGUGUUACUAAUUCCUGUUCCCUAUCUUUGACAUUAUUCCCAAGGUUAUAGAUGAAUCUAUAAAUUGUAAUACCCUUCCUUCGCCAACAAAAUAUUAAAAAAUUGACUGAAUAUUUAUAAAUCUAUAACUAAAUUAAUAUUUUAUUUAAAUAUUCUUUCCUGUAAUGUGUCUGGUUUGCUCCAGUCAAUUAAUCAGAUGCACUGGACCAUUUAAAAAUAUAAUUUAUAGUCAUAUAAAAUCCAAUAGGUUAAUUUGCAAGCUUUAUGGUUCAUUUGUAUCAAAGUUUGAUGAUUUUUAAAAAAUAUUUUCUUAUUUUGCAACGAACUCCUUUGAAAUAUUAUUCCACAUUGCAAUAUCCAGGAAACACCUUUAAUGCCUUAGAUAUUUAAAUAUAAACUUUUAAAAGUAAUAAAAUUAUAAAGUUUUUAAUGAUUUAAUUUAAAUAUAUAUAUAUAGAUUUGUUCCUCAAAUAACUGCAAUGUCGUGUGUAUGAUGGAGAAUGUAUGCGAUCGAAU
Molecule: messenger RNA, 3872 nt
Organism: Centruroides sculpturatus (bark scorpion)
Lineage: Eukaryota; Metazoa; Arthropoda; Arachnida; Scorpiones; Buthidae
Product: matrix metalloproteinase-21-like
Exons: 9
Coding region: 468-2360 (630 amino acids)
Biological process (GO): proteolysis; collagen catabolic process; extracellular matrix organization
Cellular component (GO): extracellular matrix
Molecular function (GO): metalloendopeptidase activity; zinc ion binding
Source: RefSeq, a predicted model, not a curated record